Symbiodinium necroappetens is the source of this 186-nucleotide messenger RNA. The record is from the annotation of a GenBank genome assembly. NCBI's taxonomy places the organism in Eukaryota, Dinophyceae, Suessiales, Symbiodiniaceae.
AUGUUUCCGGACUAUGUCCGAAGCGAUGCCUACAUCGAAAAGUUUACGAGGACCAUGAUGACCUUUCAAGCCUAUGCCCGGGAGAUUGAUUACUGGAAGCAUUUGGAUCAUGACUUCAUCGCUCUGGGCCACGCCAACCUCAACGUAGACAAUGCCUACUUCUGGCGAGAUGAGCAUGGCAAGCUG